Messenger RNA from Brienomyrus brachyistius, 3179 nucleotides. RefSeq names its product nuclear receptor interacting protein 2 (gene nrip2). The transcript has 6 exons. The record is from RefSeq and is a predicted model, not a curated record. NCBI's taxonomy places the organism in Eukaryota, Metazoa, Chordata, Actinopteri, Osteoglossiformes, Mormyridae. Bases 809 to 1738 code for a protein of 309 amino acids.
GGAGGAGACACACAGUUUGCCUCCACAGUGCUGCAAGGACAAGCGGCACAGACAGUGUGGUGAGCGACUUUGAGACACGGACACUUCACGGCUGCUCUCGUGUGAAGCUGCCCUUACGCCGCAGGACUCUGGCGGGACGGCCGUCACGGACCCGGGGCCGAGGAGGACCGGGAGGCAUCACCCUGGCGCCGAAAUAACCGAGAGACGUACCGUGACUGCCAGGGGGAGAAGGACAGACCGCCACGUCACACUCCUCGCUGAAAAAGGGACCCACUUUGACAGCUCGCUGUCCUACCUGCCCGUGAGAGAAGGGCAGUACUGGACUCCCCUGCGCUGACAGGUUCCCGCCUUCUCGCAUGUUCCUGUGCCCUGUAGCGUCCUCUGUAUACGGCUGUGGGGCUUCUGUGUAUGUCAGCGUGUGUUGCUGUUCUGUAACCUAGGCUACUGCACCUCACUUUCCUGUCCGGGAGUAUAUUAUGGGACUAGGUGCUGUGUUGUAGAGUGGUAUAGUGCAGCUCUGUGGUGAGACAGAUCCUGCCCUGUCGUGGAGCAUUCCACCUGACUGAGCCGUGUCACAGCGUAUACACAGCGGGCGCGCUGCCGGUGUUCAGUCACAUGAUGCAGACGGAGCGUAGCGCACUCUGUCCUGUUGCACACUGCUAGCUGGCCUCUGUCUGCGCGCCUGACGGCUUGCUGAGCUCUCCGCCGCCCCGCGCCCCGGCGUCCCUGCUGUUUCCGUGCUGCCAGCCGGGGCAACGUCCUCUCACCCCCCCUACCCUGAGACGGACCACACGCCCGCUGAGCCGCCAUGAGCGAGCCCAAGAAGGGAGAGUUGGAGAUGCGUGACAAGGCCAUGCUGCACCAGCAACGGCGUCUCAAGCAGGCCACCCAGUUCACCCACAAGGACUCCGCUGACCUGCUGCCCCUCGAUGGCCUCAAAAGACUCGGCACGUCCAAGGACCUGCAACCACACUGCAUAGUGCAACGGCGCCUCCUAGAGGGCAACAUACCGCGUCUGCGCGGUGAAGCCCGGGACACCACUGCGCGGGUGCGCUCCCCGCUAGCGGACAGCAAGGAGGGGGCGGAGCCAGAGGAGAAGAGCGAGAGCACGGCGGAUGACUCGACGGAAGAGAGGGAAUCCCCUGAGGAGAGUGAAAGGAGCUUAAGGUCUGAGGAGGAGGAAGAAGAAGAGGAAGAGGAGGAGGCCGGCAAGGCUGUGAGCAAAUCCGAUGGCCGGUGGCAGAGCGAGAAGGCAGCAAAUAAGAAAUCAGAUGCCGGCCGGAGAGACGAGAGCCUGAGAAUGGAGGAGAGGAAGACAGCCACGACCCUCACUGCUUUGGUGGUCCAGUGCAAGUGUUGUGACAAGGAAGUGAAGGCCUCCAUAAAUACUAACUGCCGGGUGAACCGCAUCUCCUACACCUGCUGCCGAAGACUCGGGCUGCUGCCUACUCCAGAGGGUCAAAAGGAACACAGCUGCCCCGUGACCACACUGCCCCCUACAGUGAAGGACCUCCAUCUGCAGCUGGGCAAAGGGAGGGUGCGGUGCUCUGCGCAUGUCGUUGAGGAGGACGUGUUUGAUCUGUGCCUGGGUCUCCAGACUCUGCUGGAACUGAAAUGUUGUGUGGAUCUCCAUGGCCGAGUUCUAAGGCUCCAUGGCUCUGGAGAGGAGCUACCAUUCCUGGAAACCUACAUGGAAAGCCUGUGCCAUCCUGACAACAACAAGAACCCAACCAUGUGACCUUUUCCAUGCCCCCCCACAUCUGGAGCAUUUGGUCUCUCCCUCCACAUGGUUCCUCACCUUGCUGGCUCGCCGUUGACCUCUAGGACGGGGUCCUUAUCUUCAAUAUUCAUCUAAACCUGAGGUUUCCAAACAUCCCCUUGAGGACUUCCAGCCAUUCCAUAUAAUACCACCACCAGAUAAUCGGAUUUAACUAAUCAAGUAGCCCGAUCAAACCCAUAAUUAGCAGAUUCAGGAAUGACAGACAGGUGAAAUGACCAAUGGUGCCCAAGAAGAGGAUAGGGAACCCUUGAUGUCCAUGUUUUAGUAGGAUCAUACCAUUUCUACUCAUUUGCAUUUUCUGUGUUCUAAAUUGUAUUCAUGGACAGAACCAGCGAAGCGCAUGUAGGGGGUGUUGUACUAGCUGUUGAAUCAUUGUUGGCAUGUAGCACAAGAAGCUAAUUUUCCCGUAUUUUGCCAAAACCGCUUUGAAUCUGCACAUUUACAUUAGAGACAAAGUGGAGACUCCAGGCUGUUGCAUCCUCUUUGUUUACCACCUUACCGAAUGAUCUUCAGCCCAGUGAAACACCUGCCGUACUGUGAGUCCCCUCACCCGAAGGUCACAUCCACUAAAAGCUGAUUUUCAGUACAUAAUUGUUUCCAGAGUUCUAAAAAAGCUAUUUGUGUCUGUCAAAUGAAAAAGUAGAGCACUGAAAUAUUUUUAGAGUUAUCGCCAUAGUGACAUUUAUUGAUUAUGCCCCCUGUGGACAGUAGAUGUUCCCGAUUUUGAACACUGUUUUCUAGCUGUUAGCCUUUGUAUCAAUGUGUGUGUGAAACGAAGGAGCUGUUUUGUUUCACUGACUUUAGCGUUGCACAUGGGAAAGAGGUAAUACCCACAAUUCCCCUUCCACAUGCCAACCAGAGGAGGCUGCCAAGACAAGGGCCCACUCGCUUCCCUUUGCUCUUUUCAUGGGACUAACCCUCCAGGCUGGUGCUUGAAACACUUUUUUGGUCGGAGAAAAAUAAUCUACGUCUAUGCUUCUCUUAUUCUUCUUUGGAUUAGCGUAGUUACUACUGACUAUAAAAGCUAACUGACUUCUUACUCAGUGUUUUCGAUUCAGAAUUGACUUUCGCUCAUCUCUGCUAUUGCCCUACCAGAGAAGAGCCACCUACUCCUUAAUCCUCACCCGAAGUGUCUGAUACGGUUCCCCGAUGAUUUGCUGACUGUAUGGAUAAUUGAUGAGCACUUAGAGUUCUCUCAACCAGAUUUAUGAGCCCUGCUGUAUCUGUUGGUCUGUAGUUAUUCACUGACACGUGACAGCUCUUUAUUUGCCUCUGAUGUUCUGUAGCAGUGAUGCAACGUGCGAGACGAAGAACUUAUGGGACGAGAUGUGCUGUUUGUGUUUGUUUUUUCCGAGCAGUAUUUUAUCAGCCUAAUAAAGAUAUGUAUUCUGGCUACAAA